Molecule: messenger RNA, 1676 nt
Organism: Danio rerio (zebrafish)
Lineage: Eukaryota; Metazoa; Chordata; Actinopteri; Cypriniformes; Danionidae
Gene: pimr136
Product: Pim proto-oncogene, serine/threonine kinase, related 136
Molecular function (GO): transferase activity; protein serine/threonine kinase activity; kinase activity
Source: RefSeq, marked provisional
UUGCUUUAUUUGACGAGUAACUAGUGAGUUGUACAAAGUUUGCUUUGUAUAAUUAGCUUUUCUUAUAUUACGGUUUAUUAAGGCUAAUCCACCAUGUUAUUUACCGUACUCGGAGUAAUUGCUCUCUUCCUGGGAGAAAGAAACAACAGUUCCACCGUCUCAGGUCAAGAAGAAAGAUUCGACCGUCCGGAAGGAUUGGUCACGGUAUCCUCCGUGACUAACAGUGAUGGUCGAGAAAUCGGUGACUGGUGUAAAGAUUCAUCUUUGCAUCUUGAGGAACAGAUCAAUGUUCAGAUUGAGGAACCAUCACUGGAGGAACCUGUUGAUGGUCAGAGUGAAAAACAACCACCGGUAGAGCCCGACAGUGUUCCCGGUGAAGAACAACCACUGGUAGAGCCCGACAGUGUUCCCGGUGAAGAACAACCACUGGUAGAGCCCGACAGUGUUCCCGGUGAAGAACAACCACUGGUAGAGCCCGACAGUGUUCCUGGUGAAGAACAACCACUGGUAGAGCCCGACAGUGUUCCCGGUGAAGAACAACCACUGGUAGAGCCCGACAGUGUUCCCGGUGAAGAACAACCACUGGUAGAGCCCGACAGUGUUCCCGGUGAAGAACAACCACUGGUAGAGCCCGACAGUGUUCACGGUGAUGAAAAACCACUGGUAGAGCCCGACAGUGUUCCUGGUGAAGAACAAUCACUGGUAGAGCCCGACAGUGUUUACGGUGAUGAUCAACCCCUAGUAGAGCCUGUGGAUGGUCACAGUGAGGACACAGAGAGCUUCUCUGCUGAGCCCGGCUGUAGUCAUGACGACCCUCCAAAUGUGGUCUCUGCUAAGCCCGGCUGUAAAGAUGACGUCGCUCAAGGUGCAACCUGUCAGACAGAGGGCUCUGUUCCACCUCAGCCAGAAGAGCUGAAGGAUCAAGACACACACAUUAUUGAGAUCAACUCACGUCACUAUGAAAUUGGUGCUAAGCUGGGCAAAGGAAGUUAUGGAACCGUUUUCGCAGGAACCCGUUUAGAAGAUGGCCUUCCGGUGGCUGUAAAAAUAGCAGAUUUCAAGAUUGAGCGAUACAUCUUUGUUCCGGGGUUUAACCAUCCACUUCCAGCAGAGAUUGCUCUGCACUUUCUUGCAACUAAAGGCCCCAAGGUCAAAGAACUCGUUCAGCUUCUGGACUGGAAGGUGGAGGAUAACCGCUACUUUAUGGUCCUAGAGCGGCCCAUACCCUCUGUGAGCGUAACGGAAUUUUUAAGAAGCCACAGAGGCAACAUCGAAGAAGACGUGUUACAGAAAAUCAUGUUCCACACAACAAUUGCUGCUGACACAUGCAUCAAACGUGGAGUGCUUCAUCGCGAUAUUAAGCCUGACAACUUGCUGAUGAACCCGCAGACCAAUGAAGUUAAACUGAUUGACUUCGGGUGCGGUGACCUAAUGAAGUACUAUUACACAACUUAUUUGGGCACAUUCCAGUUCAGCCCUCCCGAGGCUAAAACGGCUGGCUAUUACUAUGCUGAGCCAGCGACAGUGUGGUCACUCGGGAUUCUUCAAUAUGUCCUGAUAAUGCAGCGAUUUCAUCAGCGGUUGUCUGCAGACACUGCCCUGGUCUCGGUAUAAGCUGAAUGCACUUCGUGCCCAUGACUGGUUUAAGGUAAUUUUGAGGAUUUUGUCAUCAGUCA